GUCUCUGCCUGACAGUCGCGCGGCUUAACCGCUAUUCCACUCGGCGGUGUAACGAGAUUUUUCAUUUCGAACACAACAGAAAUAAAAAAAUAUAUAAAACACAAAAAAAAAACAUCGAGAUUUAUGCUUACACGAAACACGCGAAUAAAGAGAGUGCCGCCCACUUGUCGUUUCUUUUGUGGGGCGAACAAAGCCGAAUAACGGUAAACGGGCAACGGGAAUCGGGAAUCUGUAUCGGGAAUAUACUAAAAAAACGGAAGAACAAGGAAUGUGAUUCCUUUGUGCAGGCAUUGCGUGCUAUUUAAUUGUGUUUCUGUGGCCCAGUGGCAAAUGUGCAUUUAAUAUUGAAUUUACAAUUUUAAUUCAAUCCAGCCCAACCCAAUUUAAGGCCCCCUGCUCCUGUUUUCCACCAUUCGUAUGCGUCAUAUGUAAAAGAGCGGAAAAGGGCGAAAAGGAGAGAGAGCCAGCGAAAGAAGCGGUGGCCACAACAAAAACAACCAACACAGAACAAGAAGCGCAAAACAGAACAACGGUACCCCAACACCCCCCACACCAGCUCCUUCCGUUGUUUUUGUUGCUGCUGCAGCUGUUUUAUGCUGCCGGCAAUUUGUGUGUGCCACCAAUGCGCAUGUGUGUGUGUGUCAACCCCCGCGGCCAAAAAGAAACAACGAAAAUAAAAUAAAAGUGAAAAGAACAAUUCCUCAUCACCAUUAGGAAUUGUUAGUUCAGCACAUCAAUUAAUUAAGUCUCAAAAAUAAAAGAAAUUAAAGAUACAUAAAUAGUUAUCCACGAGUAUUAAGUGAUCAAGGAAAGUGCCAAUCUUUUGUGUUCUUUUUCUCGGGAAAGAAAGAGAGCGCUUAAAAAUGUGCUCCACACGUGUCGUCGCCGUCCUGCUCGCCUUCGUUGCGCUGGCUUCUUGCAUCCUGGACGUGCCCCUGCGCCUCGAUAUAUCCCCGCCCACUUCUGAACAGCUGGAUAUGCAGGCAAUUAACCCCAAAGAAACAAAAAACAUCGUCUCCGAGGAUCUCAUGUACAAUUACCUCAUGCAGUUUGAUUAUCUGCCCAAGUCGGACCUGGAAACGGGCGCCCUGCGCUCCGAGCAGUACCUGAUAGAUGCAAUCCGGAGUCUCCAGUCUUUUGGCAACAUUCCAGUUACGGGCCAAAUCGACUCGGCAACGGCCCGGCUAAUACAGCAACCUCGAUGCGGCGUGGGCGACAAGAGGAACGCGUACAGUUUCUCACCAGAUAAUCUGGAUCACGACAGCGGCUACAGUGUGCGGGUGCGGCGUUACGUUCUGCAGGGACCCAAAUGGUCGAAAACGGAUCUUACAUGGAGCCUGGUCAACCAGACGAUGCCCAAUGCCUCGAAGGUCCGGGUGCUGGUGCGCCGAGCCCUGAAUGUUUGGGAGAACAACUCGAAGCUGACUUUCCGCGAGGUCUACAGCGACCAGGCCGACAUACAGAUACUCUUUGCACGGCUCGGCCACGGCGAUGGCUAUAAAUUCGAUGGACCUGGUCAGGUGCUGGCCCACGCCUUCUAUCCCGGCGAGGACCGUGGCGGAGAUGCCCACUUCGAUGCGGACGAGACCUGGAACUUCGAUGGCAAUUCCGACGACAGACACGGAACCAAUUUUCUGAACGUGGCCCUGCACGAACUGGGUCACUCGCUGGGUCUGGGCCACUCCUCGAACUCGGAUGCGAUCAUGUUCCCGUGGUACCAGAACAACGAGGUGGACGGCAACCUGCCCGACGACGACCGCCUUGGCAUCCAGGAGCUGUACGGCUCCAAGGAGAAGACCUGGGGACCCUAUAGGCCGCGCACCACGCCCUCGACCACCACCACAACUACUACGAUGCGAACGCUGAUCUUUAAGCCGGAGAAACCCGUCUACAGACCCAGGCAAAAUCCCAACAGUAAUCCGAAUAAGGAACGGGAUUGGGCCAGGGAGCGCCACGAGCAGGAGCGGAGGCUUAAGGAGCGUGAGCGCCAGGAGCAGGAGCGGAGGCUCAAGGAGCGUGAGCGCCAGGAGCAGGAGCGACAGGAGCAGGACAAUCGCCGACGUGAACGGGAGCGGCUGGAGCGGGAGCGGGCGCGUCAGGAGUGGGAGCUUGCGAAUCGGGAGCGGAAUGGCUACCGCCAACCAGUAACCGCCCCAACAAGAACCACUGCGAGAACCACAACCCGGCCUUAUGCCACUGGAGGGCACCGGCAGAGCCACCACCACAACAACAACAACAAGCCACGCAAACUCAAGCCGAACACCUGCAUGACCUACUACGAUGCCAUCUCAAUGUUCCGCAACGAACUGUUCAUCUUCCGAGGACCGUACCUUUGGCGCAUUGGAGCCUCGGGCUUGUACCCUGGCUAUCCCACGGAAACCAGGAGGCACUGGUCUGCUCUACCCGUGAACCUCACCAACGUGGAUGCCGUAUAUGAAAACAAAAAGCGACAAAUUGUCUUUUUCAUUGGACGUGAGUAUUAUGUGUUCAACUCGGUGACCUUGCUGCCUGGCUACCCGAAGCCGCUGGCCAGCCUGGGUCUGCCGCCCACACUGACCCACAUCGACGCCUCCUUCGUGUGGGGCCACAACAAUCGCACCUACCUGACCAGCGGCACUCUGUACUGGCGCAUCGAUGACUACACCGGCCAGGUGGAGCUGGACUAUCCGCGCGACAUGGCCAUCUGGUCGGGGGUGGGCUACAACAUCGAUGCGGCCUUCCAGUACACCGACGGCAAGACGUACUUCUUCAAGAACCUGGGCUACUGGGAGUUCAACGACGACCUCAUGAAGGUGGCCCAUGCCAGGCCCAAAUUGUCGUCGCGGAAGUGGAUGCAGUGCGUUCGGAGUGAAAACGAGGUGGACGAUGAGCAGCGAUGGACGGCGUCGUUGGUUUCGGGGGAAAGCGAGGGCGAUAGCAGCGAGGAAACGGGGAGGAGUGGAGCCACGCAGCAAGGGAUCAGGAUCAGCCUCCUGAUCCUGCUGCCGAUCCUCCUGAUUGCCACCACCAUCUGGCGGAGUUAAGAUUGGAUGGAGGUCUUAGGCUAAGCGAUCUCUAGCAUUAAGAACCACGGUUCGCCUCGUAUUUUUCAUAAAGUAAAAGAUUUAGUAAUGACACAUAAAGAUCUGUUCUGGUUUUAGUUUUUCCAGAUUUGGUUCAAUAUGAAAAUAUUGAGUAUUAAACGAUGUGCAAUCAGGAAAAAUUGAAUUUUAAAUCCUAUUGCAAAUUCUAUACAAUCUUAAAACUGUUCGAAAAUGUAAAAAAAAAAUGUUUUUUUAAUACCAUAAAAACCAGAGCAGAUCUAAUAGGAUCUAUAUGGCAGAGCGCAACUGUGUGACAGUCUGGCGCUUAAAUGCCCCCAAAGACGACACCGAGCGGCCUUUCCUUAGAUUUAAGGCAAAUAAAUCAACACCCAAGUGAGAGUCGCAAACAGAUAAAAGGAUCUAGGACUCGCCACUGGCUGAUUUAUUCAUGGACACUUGCCAAUUGUGCACACUGGCGCCAUCUAUUGGACAGAUAGCAGGGCUGUUUUACCAGAUAUAUAUAUACCAUAUACAUAUAUAAGAUAAAUAUUCAAGAUUAUACAGUAACUAUUAGUAUACUUGAUGUGGGAAUAAAUAAUAUUUUAAGUACGUACAUACAGGAAGCGUCGAAAAUUCAAUGUUGAAAUUCGAAACCACAACUGCCUUAUAAAUAAGUAUAGCAUUGCUUUUUAUUCAUGUUUUGACGACCCUUUCUAAUUAUUUAUAUGUAAAUGUGAUAUUAUCAUAAAUUCAGCGCGAUUGUAAACGAAAAAUAAACUGAGCGAAAACGAAAAUCUUACAUUUUGGUUAGUUUCUAGUUGAUUUUACAUAAGAUACUUAAGCUGCAAACUAUCUUUUUAUAUACUUUUUUACAGAAAAUAAAAUAAAUAAAUACAAUUAAAACAA
Molecule: messenger RNA, 3929 nt
Organism: Drosophila elegans
Lineage: Eukaryota; Metazoa; Arthropoda; Insecta; Diptera; Drosophilidae
Gene: Mmp2
Product: matrix metalloproteinase-2
Exons: 8
Coding region: 864-3023 (719 amino acids)
Biological process (GO): extracellular matrix organization; collagen catabolic process; proteolysis
Cellular component (GO): extracellular matrix
Molecular function (GO): metalloendopeptidase activity; zinc ion binding
Source: RefSeq, a predicted model, not a curated record